Camponotus floridanus (Florida carpenter ant) is the source of this 2401-nucleotide messenger RNA. Its product is annotated as kelch-like protein 5. The coding region runs from base 428 to 2257 and encodes 609 amino acids. The record is from RefSeq and is a predicted model, not a curated record. Lineage: Eukaryota; Metazoa; Arthropoda; Insecta; Hymenoptera; Formicidae. The transcript has 10 exons. Gene Ontology annotation, molecular function: protein binding.
AAAGACCAGUAUGUGUGUGUGUGAGAUGUGAUGCAGGAUCGUGCAGCUUCGUGCGUUCUCGUAUCAUCACAGCUGGCGGCUGUAUACAUACACUCGGCUCUUUGUUUAUUUCGCACGAUGUGUAUAUGGUGUGUGGGCGUCGCGUAGCAAAUGCAAAUGACUUCGACUGACUACUGUUGAGCGACUAGCAAGUAGACUAGUAGAAAUAGAUAGCAACUGACAAUUAGUAGCGUUAAUCGGUGUCGAGUGCGCUGACCUGUGAGGUGAAUAGCAAAUGGUCACUGACCGCGACUGAGCGCGACCUAUUGUUUACAUCUCGUCGUGCACAACGCACAACUCAACGAUCCUGAAAAAACGGCGUCCCGUGUCUCUUCGUUGGUGGGUUCCUUCCGAUCGUCGUCGUUCUCGCGACGAUAAGCGAUCGCGAAUGAAAAUGUCAUCGUCGAAGGUAGCGGGAAGUUCUCCCGCGAGGACUACGAAUAAAGGCGAGCAACAGGAAUUUCCUCUGGGCCUCGAUAAGGAUGCUAGCGAGCAUAGCAUCUCCAGCAUGAUGUCGUGCGUGUCUAUUUCGCCGAAGCACGCAGAGACCAGCCUCCGGGUGAUGGAAAGCUAUUUGCACAAGCAACAGCUGACAGACGUUACGUUGAUCGCGGGAAAUAAACGUAUCCCAGCUCAUCGAUUAGUGCUAAGUGCUGGUUCAGAAUAUUUUGCUGCCAUGUUCACAAGCUCUCUAAGAGAAUCAGCACAAAAUGAAAUAGAAUUAAUGGAUGUAGAUGGAGAUGCAUUAUGGGCUCUAGUUCUUUAUUGUUAUACAGGUUGCAUAGAAUUGCAGGAAGAUAGUGUAGAAACCCUUCUUGCAACUGCGUGCCUAUUACAAUUAAAUCCAGUUAUUAAAGCAUGCUGUCAAUUUCUUAUCAAACAGCUUCAUCCAAGUAACUGCCUUGGUAUACGGAUGUUUGCUGAUACACAGGGCUGUACAGAAUUAUUUGAGCAUGCACAUGCAUAUACUACCAAACAUUUUAUGGAAGUUACAAAAAAUCAAGAAUUUUUACUUCUAUCUGCCAAUGAAGUUACAAAAUUACUUGAAUCCGAAGAUCUUAAUGUUCCUUCAGAAGAAACUAUCUUCCAUGCCCUUAUGAUUUGGUUGGAACAUGAUCCAGAAAACAGGAGCAAAGAUGCCAGCAAAUUAUUAGGUCUAGUCAAAUUACCAUUAUUAUCACCUGCGUUUAUAGCUGACAAUAUUGAGAGCAAUGAAAUUUUCAAAGACCAAAGAAUGGCGCAGGAAUUAGUAAUGGAAGCAUUGAAGUACCAUCUGUUGCCUGAACGAAGACCUCUGCUUCAAUCAGGAAGAACGAAACCGAGAAAAGCUACUGUGGGUACUUUGUUAGCUGUUGGAGGAAUGGAUGCUAAUAAAGGUGCUACAUCCAUAGAUGCAUUUUCAUUACGCGAUAAUGCUUGGAAAUCUCUAGCUGCCAUGAGUAGCAGAAAAUUACAAUUUGGUGCUGUAAUAGUCGAUAAGAAAUUAAUCAUUGCGGGCGGUAGAGAUGGUUUAAAAACGCUAAACACAGUAGAAUGCUUUGAUUUCUCCACUUUUUCCUGGAGUACAUUACCACCCAUGAAUGUGCAUCGUCAUGGCUUAGGAGUGGCAGUCUUAGGUGGACCCUUGUAUGCUGUUGGUGGUCACGAUGGUUGGAGUUUUCUCGAUACAGUAGAGAGAUGGGAUCCAGCAACGCGUCAAUGGAGUUCUAUAUGUUCUAUGUCUAUACAAAGAUCUACAGUUGGUGUAGCUGUAUUAAAUGAUAAAUUAUACGCUGUAGGAGGAAGAGAUAUCAGUUCCUGUUUAAAUACGGUAGAAUGUUACGAUCCACAUACUAAUAAGUGGACACCAUGUGCGCCUAUGUCGAAGAGACGAGGUGGUGUAGGCGUGGGAGUAGUAAAUGGUUGUCUUUACGCACUUGGUGGUCACGAUGCUCCGGCCUCUAAUCCUAAUGCUAGCAGAUUCGACUGUGUAGAGAGAUAUGAUCCUAAAACCGAUACAUGGACAAUGGUUGCGCCAAUGAGUGUACCCCGGGAUGCAGUCGGUGUGUGUGUACUAGGUGACCGACUUAUAGCUGUGGGAGGAUAUGAUGGUCAGCAAUAUCUCACGUUGGUAGAAGCUUAUGAUCCACAUCUCAAUGAAUGGGAAUCCGUUGCUCCUCUUAAAGCUGGUCGUGCGGGACCCUGCGUUGUUGUCAAAAAUUUAACUAAUAGUAUUUAAAUCAUUUUUACUUGAUCAACAGUCAAUAAGACUUAUCUUUACAUGAUUCUACAUUCAUAAUAAAUGUGAAUUAGAUGUUUUAGGAGUAUAACACAAUCUGCUCUCUUGUGAUAUUGCAUAUAUGUUAAAUUAAUUAUAGUGUUA